Scomber scombrus (Atlantic mackerel) is the source of this 3012-nucleotide messenger RNA. Its product is annotated as sodium/potassium/calcium exchanger 3. Bases 158 to 1990 code for a protein of 610 amino acids. NCBI's taxonomy places the organism in Eukaryota, Metazoa, Chordata, Actinopteri, Scombriformes, Scombridae. Gene Ontology annotation, cellular component: membrane. Gene Ontology annotation, biological process: calcium ion transmembrane transport; intracellular calcium ion homeostasis. The record is from RefSeq and is a predicted model, not a curated record. The transcript has 17 exons. Gene Ontology annotation, molecular function: calcium, potassium:sodium antiporter activity; calcium channel activity.
UCAACUUGGCAGAGAAGUGGCUUGCUUCUGUUGCUGCUGGAGAUACAUAGUGGCAGUACUGGUGGUUUGUUCGGAGCUGCGUGCAGAGAAAGUCGGGGAAACAAGUGUCAGAAAGAGAGCAACAGAUGUUUUUCGUGGAUAUGCGGCCGGCUGAGGAAUGAGAGCAGCAGCAAGGCACCGGCGGCCCUUCCAGCGGUUCUGCUGCUGUGGAGUCGGGCUGGUCGCAGUCCUGUGGAUCGCACAGGUCAUCCAGGCACCAGAGACAGAGUCUUCUGGGUCUCUGUCAGGCGUGAAUGGCGGGACGCUGCGAUGGACACGCAGGCUGAUGCAGGAGAAGUCAGACAACCAGAGCCUGGAUCAGCCCCGAGCAGCCAUUCACGAGUUUCCAGAGGACAUCUUUACUAAGGAGCAGAGGAAGAAAGGGGCCGUGUGUCUUCAUGCGCUCUGUGCGAUCUACAUGUUCUACGCUCUAGCCAUUGUCUGUGACGACUACUUUGUCCCUUCUCUUGAGAAAAUAUCCGAGAACCUGCACCUCAGUGAAGAUGUGGCUGGGGCGACAUUUAUGGCUGCAGGAAGUUCUGCUCCAGAGCUUUUCACCUCUCUUAUCGGUGUCUUCAUCACUAAAGGAGACGUCGGAGUUGGCACGAUCGUUGGCUCUGCUGUCUUCAACAUCCUGGUCAUUAUCGGCCUGAGUGGGAUCUUUGCAGGCCAGACAGUGAUUCUGACAUGGUGGUCACUUUUUAGGGAUUCCACUUACUACAUCCUCGCUGUACUGACUCUCAUCAUGGUUAUCUAUGAUGCUGUGGUUGACUGGUGGGAGUCGUUGCUUCUCAUGACCAUGUACGGGAUCUAUAUUAUAAUCAUGAAGUUCAACUCCCAGAUUAAGACGUUUGUGAUGCGUCACUUCAGAAACGCUGGGCCAUGCCACCUCGGAUCAGAAGAUCACAGAGACAAGACGGGAGAGGAUGCCUCUGCUUGCAACACCUCCAUGGUGCUUCUCAGCAAAGGUCAAGCCCAUGGUCAGGACCCUCCUCCUGCCAUCAUGGUGGAUGAACUUCUCAUCCUCAACCCCCACAAACUGUCCUUCUCUGAGGCCGGCCUGCGUAUUAUGAUCACCCCCCACUUCUCCCCUCGCACCAGGCUAUCCAUGGCAGGACGCAUGCUCAUCAGCGAGAGACAGAGGCUGAUUCAGAGUUCGAAAAACCAGCGUGGCAGCGAGGCCGGGCCCGCAUCACGAGAGGGGUCAACCAGCAACAGUCUGAAGAGGAAGAGGACGGGAUCCUGCAGUAUGGAGAACGGAGCCGGGAGACCAGGAAUAGGAGAUGUGGAGUCAGGAGACAAGCCGGGGGCGGAGUCGUGCCAGCCAGAGGAAGAUGAUGAUGAUGAAGAUGGGAUUUUCAGUCCUGUGCGCAUACCAGGUGGAUGUUGUGCGCGGGUGAAGUGGGUGAUCACGUGGCCUCUGGGCCUCCUGCUCUUCUGCACUGUGCCUAACUGCCUUCAGCCACGCUGGCACCGCUGGUUCAUGGCCACCUUUGUGAUCUCCACCCUGUGGAUUGCCGUCUUCUCCUACCUCAUGGUGUGGAUGGUCACCAUCAUCAGCUACACACUAGGCAUCCCAGAUUACAUCAUGGGCAUAACGUUCCUGGCAGCAGGGACUAGCGUGCCAGACUGCAUGGCAAGUCUUAUUGUAGCUCGACAAGGCAUGGGGGACAUGGCGGUGUCUAACUCCAUAGGCAGCAAUAUCUUUGACAUCCUGCUGGGUUUGGGUUUCCCCUGGGCUUUGCGUACCCUUGUGGUGGACCACGGAUCAUCAGUCCACAUAAAUAAUAAAGGACUGGUGUAUUCUGUCAUCCUGCUGCUGGCGUCUGUGUUUCUGACGGUGAUAAGUGUUCAUCUGAACCGCUGGAGGCUGAAUCGCAGGCUGGGUCUGGGUCUGCUGUUCCUCUAUGCCAUCUUCCUGCUCUGCUCCAUCUUCUUCGGGCAGAUGUGAGGCCUUAAGGUCAAAGGUUAACCCUGUCAGACAACAUGCUGAGUACAUACCUAUCUACCACACAUUCUCUUUCCUGAAGCCAAACAAAAAGAGUGACUGUUGUUGUGUUCCUUGUGAGAGUUACUGUGCACCUCUGUAGGAUUCACUAAGGCAACACUGUACACAUGCAACCACACUAACACACUGAAGUCUUUAUUUUAUCAAUAGCACUUUUUUUCUCUCCUUACAGUGCAGCAUUUGAAAGCAGUCAGUCUUUAAGUAUCAAACAGGGUGACUGAUCAUUAAAAAUGAUGGCAUGGCAGAUGGAAGCAGCAGGUUUAUUUGGAAGUGACAAACUAAGAAAUUGUGAUUUACACAAGACAAAUGUUUUUGUCCGUGUUAAUUUUAAUGAUGUAGUGUCUAAUAUUUUAAUGAUGUUUUGUUUUUUAAUAAAUUGUGUUGUCACCAUCGCAUUAAAGCAAUAAUCAGUAGUACCUAGAGUACAGUACUUUUAGAGGCUCAGAGGCUCCUCUCAGCUCCUCAUAAUCACUAUAAUGCACAGCUGCACAACAACAUGUAUUUUAAUUGUCUACAAACACAUGUACAUCCUCUUACUACUUCACAGACUUAGAUAAUGCACAUUGAAGCACAUCAGCUGUUAAUAUCCCCUGCAGUGAACACAAGGGUCUCGUUCUUUUACGGACUGUUGCUUCCCGUCACUGCAGCUCUUUUUCCUUUGAGACUACUGUUUAAUUAAUUAAUUUAUAUUUUUAAUGUUCAUGCUCUGAAUGCAGCAGCAGCCAAGUAAAUUAAAUACUUUUACAAAACGGCAAAGCAAAAAGUAAUUUUUGUUUAUUAUAGCCUGUAUCUCCUCUGCUGGCGUGUCCCAUAAAUCUCCGACCAGUUUUUAUGGGUGUCAGUGUUACCAGCAACAACAAUUGGUAGUUCAAAGGUUUGUUUGGCACAUGAUGAAGUUAACAGCUGCAGUUGUAAUUUACAGGAGGCGUAAUGAAGCGUUAGAAUGACACUAUCCAAUAAAAAUU